UCAUUCGUUCUCUAGUCUAGUGUCGUCUUCGGCGGCGAGUGAAAUAUUCCUCCGUGCUAGAGCGAGAGAAACCCUAUCCCCCACUCCAGAUCCCAAUGGCAUCGACACCUGGCCGUCCCGAAGCCCCGCCGACGACGCUGCUCACCCUACCCGAGGAGCUUCUCGAGGAAGUCCUCCUCCGCCUCCCCGCGGCCGCUGACCUCGCCCGCGCCUCCAUUGCCUGGGUCUCCUUCCGCCGCCUGGUCACCGACCACCGCUUCCUCCGCCGCUUCCGCGCCCGCCAGCCGCCGCCUCUCCUAGGCAUCGUUUCUCACCAAUCCCACCGGUACCUGCCGCUGCUGCAGCUGGCCCAGCCGCCGCACCCAUCCGCCGCCGCGGCGAGCACUUUCGCCGGCUCUCGCGCCGCCGACUUCUCGUGCUCCUUCCUCCCCUCCGCCGAGCGCUGGCACGUGCGUGACCUGCGGGACGGCCGCGUCCUCCUCUCCGGCGUCCCAGAGGGGAGCAAAUUCUGUUGCCGCGACUUGGCCAGGGACCUGGCCGUCUGUGAUCCCCUGUACCGGCGCUACACCCUACUGCCUGCCAUCCCCGACGACCUCGCCGCUUUAGCGCAGCAGUCGGACAUGGGGCAUUUCGAGCCCUUCCUGGCUCCUCCGGCCGCCGAGGAUGAGGAGGGCAUUUCAUUCAGGGUUAUUUGCUUGGCGCGCUGCACAGCUAGGCUGGUCCUCCUCAUCUUCUCUUCAGGUUCAGGUGAUGGACAGUGGCGUGCUGUUACACUUGACAAUUGGGUCAGUUUGCUCGCAGGAUUGGACAACCCGGCUCCAGUCAUCAAGCCAGAGUCGUCCUUGUGGCCGCGAAUGCGCCACUAUGCACACGGAUACUUCUGUUGGGCGUUUUAUCCGGCGAACAAAAACAAGUUGAUCAUGCUCGACACACGCAGCAUGGAUUUCUCUGCUGUCAAUCUCCCACCUCGCACCAGGAAUACACAGGUUGCCAUUCUGGAGGCAGGGGAAGGAAGGCUUGGGAUGUUUAUCAUGAGUAUCUGACACCUGAACUCAGGUAUGCUGUGUUGCAAAAUGAUGGAGGUGGUGCAAACCAGUGGCUGUCACAAGGAAGGUUCAGUUUACCCGUAAACUAUCGCUAUAUGCUCGUGGGUGUAGCUGGGGGAUACUUACUCAUACAAUGGAUUCCGGAACCUGGGUAUUGCAGAGACCCUUCGGCAGAAGUGAUAGACUCGGAAGUUUUAACUCUGGAUCUAAGGACUUUACAGCUUGAGUGGUUCUUGACAUCUCAGUUCAGCAACAUAGGUUCUCAUUUGUUUGCCGGUUUCCCACCAUCCUUGUCUCCACCAUCUCUUCAACAUGAUGUGACGAACGCCUCCAAUUCUGAUAUCGAUGCCGCUGGGAGAUGAAACCUUGAUUUCUGAGGUAUAGAGCAGCAACUUGGAGCAUUAUGUACUGGAACCAUCAGGCUUUCCUUAUGCAGAUGCGACGAAGGCCUCCAGUUCUGAUAUCGAUGCCGCUGGGAGAUGAAAUCUUGACGUCUGAGUUAUUGAGCAGCAACUUGAAGCAUUAUGUACUGGAGUCAUCAGGUUCUGGUAUUAGCAGUAUCAGACAUCUGUGGAGAUGUAGGCUUUUCUUUUCAGGCUUGUUUGCGGUGCUGAGCGUUGUGCAGCUCGGUGCUUGUUUUCAUAUGUUUUGAGAGAAUAGUUGUGAUAAUCUAGCAAAUUUGUUUCGCAAAUCGAACCAGAAUUAGGCAAUUUCAGUCGU
Molecule: messenger RNA, 1766 nt
Organism: Triticum aestivum (bread wheat)
Lineage: Eukaryota; Viridiplantae; Streptophyta; Magnoliopsida; Poales; Poaceae
Exons: 3
Coding region: 96-1043 (315 amino acids)
Molecular function (GO): protein binding
Source: RefSeq, a predicted model, not a curated record